Messenger RNA from Carcharodon carcharias (great white shark), 3815 nucleotides. RefSeq names its product ADP-ribosylation factor-like 4aa (gene arl4aa). The transcript is spliced from 2 exons. Gene Ontology annotation, molecular function: GTPase activity; GTP binding. Bases 420 to 1022 code for a protein of 200 amino acids. Gene Ontology annotation, biological process: vesicle-mediated transport; intracellular protein transport. The record is from RefSeq and is a predicted model, not a curated record. Lineage: Eukaryota; Metazoa; Chordata; Chondrichthyes; Lamniformes; Lamnidae. Gene Ontology annotation, cellular component: cytoplasm.
AUGCACUCAGCUUUUAGAGUGGCUGUCUCAUCGAACGAGUAAUGAAGCAGGGAGGCACUGCGUCCUGUGGUUGAUUCAUCUUAAAAGUUAACCAACGGAUAAAAACGGAAUUAGUUCGUGCUAAUGGAGUGUUGGGUCCGGGCCCAGCUCCCAACUGUAGAACAGGCUUGAAAGGGUUCAGUGAGGAUCGCACUAACUCACCUUCGCAGAAAUUGUCAUAGCGGGAGCAGCCUGGGAUGUUUGUAAUGUUGCACUGACAAGACUUGUUGAAUCGUAAGCUGCAGGUUGUGUGGAAACUAAUAUUUAAGGUGCACUGGAUUCUCGUAGUUGCAGACUUGGAAUGAUCAGCAAUAUUUGGAACUAACUGUCCAAGACUUUCAGUGUGGACACCUGCAUUUCCCUUUUCCCUCCAAUCCAAGAUGGGUAAUGGACUUUCAGAUCAAGCUCCUAUUUUAUCAAGCUUCCCAUCUUUUCAGUCUCUCCACAUAGUUAUUCUGGGUUUGGAUUGUGCUGGCAAAACUACGGUUCUGUACAGAUUACAGUUCAAUGAAUUUGUCAACACUGUUCCAACAAAAGGAUUUAACACUGAAAAAAUCCGAGUGACUUUGGGUAACUCCAAAGCAGUGACUUUCCAUUUCUGGGAUGUAGGUGGUCAAGAGAAACUGAGGCCACUCUGGAAAUCUUAUACUCGCUGCACAGAUGGCAUUAUCUUUGUGGUGGACUCAGUAGAUGUGGAAAGGAUGGAAGAAGCCAAAACAGAGUUGCAUAAAAUAACGAGGAUCUCUGAGAACCAAGGAGUGCCAGUGCUUUUGAUUGCCAACAAGCAAGAUCUCAGGAACUGCCUCUCUCUUGCUGAAGUGGAGAAACUGUUAGCUUUAAGUGAAAUAAGUUCCUCCACCCCAUGGCACCUUCAGCCUACCUGUGCCAUAAUAGGGGAUGGGCUUAGAGAGGGAUUGGAAAAACUUUACGAAAUGAUCAUCAAGAGGCGGAAGAUGUUAAAACAGCAAAAAAAGAAGAGAUGAUUGUACAACAGUUGAAGAUGCUUUGUAUUUUUGGAAGCUGAAAUGUUUCUACACUGGUUAUUAUACCUGUAGCCUUUGACAAAGUUUAUGUUGAAAAUGCAAGUCUAGUGAGGUCUAAUACAGACUUUAUUAGUGGGAUCACAGUGGAAAGUGGAUAUGAUAAGUAUGGAGAGCAGUUAUACUGGCUUAAAACUGUCAGCAUCCUUUAUUGUUAGACCAAAAUAUAUCCAAAUCUGUAGUAUUUUGUUUUAUAUUCAUCGACCUUUUUACCGGCCAGUUGUGUUUAAGUGUAUGUGUAAGUCAAGUGUUCCAUUUUUCGGCCUGAAAGACCAGGUACCUGCUACAGCACAAAAUUAUUUUUAGGCCAAUUGGACACUGAAAACAUUUGGAUGUGAACUAUUGCAAUACAAGGAAUAUUUACCAAAAUUACUUGGAAGAAAUGGCUGCUACAGAUUGUAGUUUUUAAAAUGCUUAAGUGCUCUUCUGUUCUUGAUGGUGUAAGAGAAGUUAAAGGAAGUAGUAUUGUCUGUUUAUUGUCUUUGGCUAGUUAAUGGUCAGAGACUAAUUAAAAUGAAUUGCUAUUGAAGAAAAGGCUCCACCUAUAUUUGUAGUGUUUGGGUUGUUGGCAAGCUUAUCUUAAAGCCAGUGGAAAAAGUGCAGUGUCAGAACUGGAAGCCUCUGGGGAGAGGAGGGAAAAGCUGGAACAUUGUGUUUAACUGACCUUGAACCUUGUCUCCUGAAGGUUUUCUUUUAUAGACACAGGAAUGUAGCAAUCACACGUUAGUCUGUCCUUGUUACUGAUAUUCACAUUAAAGUUGCUGUGAAGCCUCAUUUCUAAGCAGUGUUAACUUUGGGGGAGGUAGACCAUACCAUAUAUAAGCUGUGACUUGAGAUGUGGUAGAAACUAAAGACCUUUAGGCCUGCAUGUGUUGCCAACUGUACAAUUCACAACUUAAAGUUAUUUAGGGCAGCUUUGCCAUUAAUUGUAAUAUUUGGUGCCACCUUUUUACGAGUUUGUGUGUGUGGGGGGAAUUUGAGAUUUCAUUUUCUUGAAAGAUUGCAUAAUUCUCUACAUAUGAUUCAUAUUGAAAAAUAGCCAUACACAGUUGGCUAGUAGUCUCUUUGUUGAAGAAUUAUAGAAAGGUUUGAACAGGCCGCUAUUCUAGCUGAAAAUAAAGUAUUUGUAUUCUGGCCUCAAAGGGAUGGUACCAUUCUAACGAAACAACAACUGGCUAGCAACCAAACCUAGCUUACAUAGUUAUGGUAACUUAGAUGCGUGUACACAAAUUAUACAGAUCUAUAAAAAGUUAUUCCAAAUUCAUACACAGUUUUUUAAAAAAUUGAAUAUUCUCCUCAGCAUACAAAAUGACUAAGACCACAGCAGGUCUCUUCUCAACUUGCAAUUUAUUGAAGCAUUUGUCAUUCUCUACAUGAGCAAGGUAGAAGGAGUUACACAAUAUUUAAACCUAUUAAACCAUCCAUUGAAUUUUCUUACUGUAUGACCACAUUCUUCAUAUCGCAAGUGUGAUUAUACUGGCUUAAAACCGUCAGCAUCCUUUAUUGUUAGACCAAAAUAUAUCCAAAUCUGUAGUAUUUUGUUUUAUAUUCAUCGACCUUUUUACCGGCCAGUUGUGUUUAAGUGUAUGUGUAAGUCAAGUGUUCCAUUUUUCGGCCUGAAAGACCAGGUACCUGCUACAGCACAAAAUUUAUUAUAAUCCAUUAAAUCUAUCAGGCAAAAGAUAGUGACCUAAAUUUUACCAUUGGAAUGCUGACAGUAACACAUUUGUUUAAAAUGAAUUACUGUCGGUUUUUAAAAGUUUAAAUGUAGGCCAGGACGUCUGUCCAUAGAUUAUUCUGAGCAAAUUUAUUUGAUGAGUAACCAGAAUUCUCCACCUAAAGAAAAACAAGGCAACAUUAAAAGGUCAAAGUGUGGACUGGCUAAUUUUUCCUAUACCACCUGGCUUUGAGUCUAUUACCCAAGUACAAUUCUCCCCCUUUGCUGCAUUUAAGUUACAACCUCAAUGAACCUAUAAAUUCCUGAAACUUUUGUAAAUAUGCAUUUGAUAUUUCCUCCUACUUGUUCCCCUGCCCUUUUAGGUUUGAAAAGUAUUAGGGCCCUGCACUUACAUAUAAAUUGCUGAGGAAAAUAUUCACCUUUCAUGUGUAUAAAGGCACAGAGCCUUGUGUGAAGACAUGUUCAAAUUUUCACGCAUUCAAAAUUAAUUGAAACCUGGGUGCUCUAUUGAGUGCAGAGAAUAUCACUGGCUUGAAAAAGGCCACCUAUGGCCUGCUCAGAACUAUAUAACUUGUUUACUUCCAGUGUUUUCCAUAAUUCAAAAAGGCAGUUCAAUUCAUUAUAAUUAUCUUCAUUAUCACUAAACCUGAUCACUUCCAAAAAAAAAACCAAUUGAUCUGACAUUGAAGUCUUAAAGAAAAAAUGUAAUUGAUGCAAUUAAAAACUGUCCAUUUUCUAUCUCCAAAGACCUUGCAUCUGGACAUCCUUUGAUUUAGAUAAAGCUGCUGUCGAUAUUUUACUGUACAGAUUCUGGCACUGUAAAUAUCUUCUGUUUGACUAGUACAGUGGCUUCAAGAAAUGCACUUUAGUGUUCAUUAAAGAUCAGCAGCUUUCUGUAACAUCUGUUUUACUAACUUGUUUUAAGAAUUGAAUGAUUUCUAAUGGAUCUGUCUCUGGUUAUGUGUUUACCACCUGCACUAGUGGCAUUGCUGUCACUGAUUGGAAAAAUUCUUUAUAUUUAUAUAAAUGUUGGACCUUAAUAAAUACAACUGAAUAAA